This is a messenger RNA of Striga hermonthica, 1311 nucleotides long. NCBI's taxonomy places the organism in Eukaryota, Viridiplantae, Streptophyta, Magnoliopsida, Lamiales, Orobanchaceae. The record is from the annotation of a GenBank genome assembly.
AUGUUCGUUCUAACCAGGUAUCAGCUUCAUCGUUUUCAUUCCAAUAAAACCCUAAUUUCUGACGCUUUCAGUUCAGCCCUCCUCCAAACUAGCGUUUCUCCCUUAACCACGCCCCACAGUCACUGGAAUUCAUCAUAUUCGUUCAAUUCCUCAGCAGUCCUGUUUCAGUUGCUCGCUAACAAAUUUGUAAAUGCCACCAUCCCCACACGAUCGUGGGUUUCGUUCUAUUCAACAAGAAUAUACAGAGGACCCAUCCCGAGAUCUCUGAGGAAGAGGAUUAAUAAAAGAGCGCGAGCUGCCGCAAAACCUGUUCUGGAUGAAUCGCUUUUUCAGAAACUUAUAUCCCAACUUCCACCAAGAUUCACACCCGAGGAGCUUCACGAUGUGAUAGCGUUGCAAGACGAUCCCUUGGUGUGUUUGGAGCUAUUUAAUUGGGCAUCUCAACAGCACAGGUUUAGGCACAAUGUGCUCACAUAUCACGUCGCGAUCAAGAAACUCGGAGCGGCCAAAAUGUACAAGGAGAUGGAUGAUAUUGUCAAUCAGGUUCUAGCUGUUCCUUCAAUUGCUUCAGAGGCUCUGUAUAAUACUAUGAUAUAUUAUUUCACCCAAGCUAGGAAAUUGAUUAGGGCUGUGAACAUAUAUAGGCAUAUGUGUGGUUUGAGGAAAUUGGACUGCAGGCCGACCAUAAGGACCUAUAAUAUACUAUUUGCGGCGUUUUUGAGCCGGGGAAAGAAUUCCUAUAUCAAUCACGUGUACAUGAAGACUAUACGACUUUUGUUUAGGCAAAUGAUUGAUGAUGGAGUUGAGCCCGAUAUCUUCUGCUUGAAUUGUAUGAUCAAAGGAUAUGUGCUUUCACUUCAUGUGAAUGAUGCGCUCAGCAUUUUCCAUCAGAUUCGGGCAGUUUAUAAUUGCCAGCCCAAUUCAUAUUCGUUCAAUUAUUUGAUACACGGGUUGUGCGCCCAAGGCCGGACAAGAAAUGCUAUGGAGAUUUGUGAUAAAAUGAAGGGGAAUGGGUUUGUGCCAAGUAGUAAAUCAUAUAACUCGCUCGUGAAUGCUUUGGCUCUCAAGGGAGAGGUUGAUGAAGCUGUGAAAUUUUUGGAGGAGAUGGUUAAAAACCAAAGGAUAGCGGAUUUCAUCACUUACCGCACAGUGCUGGAUGAAAUAUCCCGACGGAAAGGGAAUGGAGAAGCUUUUAAGAUUUUGGUGGAUUUGAGAGAAAAGAAUCUUGUGGAUGGAAAUGCAUACGGAGAGCUUCUCUAUGAACUGGAAGAUAAAAGUCCAAAUUCAAACAACAUAAGAAGACUUGGCUAA